Messenger RNA from Spodoptera frugiperda (fall armyworm), 2213 nucleotides. RefSeq names its product facilitated trehalose transporter Tret1. The transcript has 14 exons. Gene Ontology annotation, cellular component: membrane. Gene Ontology annotation, biological process: transmembrane transport. Gene Ontology annotation, molecular function: transmembrane transporter activity. The record is from RefSeq and is a predicted model, not a curated record. The coding region runs from base 161 to 1807 and encodes 548 amino acids. Lineage: Eukaryota; Metazoa; Arthropoda; Insecta; Lepidoptera; Noctuidae.
AGCGAGAGGUGCCUUGACACGAUAGUGGUGGUAAGUAGCUGCCGCUCCACGCGGACACAAGCUCAGUAUAGUGUCAACAACUCGCGAGUGUUGCAGCGCACUCCGCUGCCAAUUGUAAAAGGCUCCUCAGUACGGCAAACGUCAACAAUCAAUCGUACAAAUGUCGGGUGACAAAGCCAUGGUGUUUGGCGAUGGAGGUCUGACGCCAGACGACUACUCGUACAGCAAAAACUUUCGGACUGCCUUGCCACAGUUCUUGGCCGUCAGCGCGAAGAACUUGGUACUUUUAGGAUAUGGAAUGACGCUCGGAUUCUCCACUAUUCUCAUGCCAGCCGUUCUGGAUCCCAAAGAAGGCGAAGUUCUACAUUUGAAUAAGUCAGAAAUUUCAUGGAUCAGUUCCAUUAAUCUUAUCAUAGUGCCUUUAGGAUGUGCACUAUCGGGUGUAGUGACGUCACCAAUCGGGCGUCGGAAGGCUAUGCAGAUGGUCAACGUGCCCUUCUGCAUAGCUUGGCUAAUGUUUCAUUUUGCAACAAGUACAGGACAUUUAUACGGUGCCCUCUUCAUUACCGGUCUAGCGGGAGGCUUACUUGAAGCACCAGUGCUGACGUAUGUAGCAGAGAUCACACAGCCGCACCUCCGCGGCGCCCUCACGGCCACCAGCUCUCUGUGCAUCAUCCUGGGAGUCUUCACACAGUUCCUCUUCGGCAUAUUCAUGUACUGGAGAACUGUGGCUUUAGUCAACAUCGCAUUCACGGUAACGGCAAUUAUUGCCCUUUGUUUCGUGCCGGAGUCUCCGCAUUGGCUGGUGUCUAAGAAGCGUCACGAUGAUGCUAGGAAGAGCUUACAAUGGCUCCGUGGUUGGACGACUCCUGCUGCAGUGGAAAACGAACUCCGUGACAUACAGGUGUUGUUCAAAAGGGAGAAAAAAGAUUUAACUGAUGUGGAAGAAACAAUGUCCGAAAAAAUGUCCUAUUAUAUGAGAAAGAGUUUUAUGUUGCCGUUUUUCCUUGUUUCUUUCACGUUCUUCGUUGGUAACUUUAGUGGCAUGACCACAUUGCAGACAUACGCAGUGUCAAUAUUCCAAAUGCUGAAGGCGCCUAUUGACAAGUACUACGCAACGUUGAUCCUUGGAGUGCUGCAGAUAGUGGGGGCAGGAACCUGUGUCUUGUUGGUACACUACACCGGCAAGCGACCUCUCACACUUUUCUCCACUAGUGGAGCAGGAAUUUGUUGCAUACUGGUUGCUAUCUACGACAUAUACAUCAAAACUAAUGGUUUUACAGAAGCAUUGCAAUCAAGUAAUGCUACUUUGACUGCGAUUAACAAUACGUCAAAUGAAAUGCUAGAAGAACCGAGGAACCCGUACUCUUGGAUACCUAUGACGCUGCUGAUGUUAUUGGCUCUUCUUGCACAUACUGGCUUAAGGUUGCUCCCUUGGAUUCUAAUUGGAGAAGUUUUCAGUGCCAAAACACGUUCGGGUGGUGCUGGAGUAUCCAGCGCUAUUGGCUAUUUGUUCGGCUUCUUAACAAACAAGUUAUACAUUAGCAUGGUGGACACUUUAUCAAUAUGGGGCACUUACGGCUUUUACGGAAUCGUAUGUUUUGUUGGAGUCAUCGUGUUCUACUUCAUUUUACCUGAGACUGAGGGUAAAAAGUUAAAUGACAUUGAAAACCAUUACGCUGGGAGAUCCAAACUUAAUAAUCAAGUUUAUCGAUCUCGGAGGAAAGCCUCGCAAGAUGUGUCUAAAAUGCGUGAAAUGAAAGGUGCUACGAAUCCAACAUUCGAGGAUGAUACUUCAAAAUUAUAGUAUAUCUAGUAUUUGUACAAAAAUCCCUACUAAUUGUACAAUGUGACUACUUUUACCAUAGUUUAUAUUUACGAUUGUAGGAAUGUUGUAGAUAUUUACUAAGUAUAAACUAAUUACUUAAGCAUCUCAUAAAUGAAGUGUCCAAACUAAAGUUAAUUACCGAAUCGAUAUAAGUUUUGAUGAUUUAAAUUUAAACAUUCCUAUUUUUAGUUUUACCAGUGCGAAAUGAAAUGAGUGAGGAUUAUCCCACAUCUAAAUAUCUGUGAUCAAUGAUAAUAAUAUUUAAGUAUUUUAAACCGUUUGAAUUAAUUAAAUAAUCUAUAGAUAUUCUAAUACCUAUCUAAUGUGUUCCCUUUACUUAUAUUUUAAUAAUUACAUAAAAUAAAUAAUUUAGUGUUUAAAUAAU